AUGCAUGCAACAUUUGGGAACAUGUGGAACCUGAUGAUUCAACUUUGUUUAAACUGCCUGAAGAUGACAUUGAUGCUGCCGCUGCACUGGAAUGCAAUGUGCCACCAACGGAUGCUGAAGAGGUUGGACGUGAGACGAUGUUGUACAAAUACAUUUGUCACUUGAGGGACUCUGGAGCAGGCUCGACAACGCCGUCACAGCUUGUGGAGGCCAUGAGGUUUGCUGACAACUUGAUGGGCUUUACGCAGGUGCGGUUGCAAGAUAUGCUAAGCGCGCGGGUUACUGGGGCUGCUCACUCAAUUUUCAUGACGAAACGCAUCAGAAAACCUGCAGAAGUUUUGACAGUGACUGAAAUUUCAGAACUGGAGCGCAUUUGCUUAAAUGAUGAUGCACUGCACCGGAGAGUCAUAGCGGGUCACCUCUUGUUUAGCUUUGCCGCCGCCGCACGUUGGCAUGACUCAAUGUAUGUUGUUGCACUGGAGUCUUCAGAAGCUGGUGACAUCUUUCUCUUGGAGGCCUUGACGUCGAAACACAAGUCUUCCAGAGGCAAGGAGCAACAGAUGGAGCUGCUGCCUUUCACUGCCUUGGGAAAGAUUACAUGUGAUGAAUGUUGGGGACAAAGUUGGAUGGAUGCCAGACAAGAGAGCCAUGCAAGCACCUGGAAUGAAUUUUUGUGCUCGUGGUCAGAGAGCGCACACCUUUGGGUGGAAUCAAGGAUGUCGACUGCUGAGGCAACUGGAUGGUUGAGAGAGUUGCUUGAACCACAUGCUGGUCCGGAUCGCGCACGAAAGCUGACGGUUCAUGGCCUCAAGGCAACUCUACUCAGCUGGGCUGCCAAAAGCACGUUGUUCAGUGCCGAUGAACAAUUGGCCUUGGGACACCAUGUACAUGCCCAAUACCGUUCAGCCAUGAUUUAUUCCAGAGACAACCAAAUUGGCCUUUGCAAGAAGCUCCAUGACAUGUUUGGUAAAAUCAGGGACGGCUUGUUUGACCCUGAUGCAACACGUGUCAGCCGCCUUUUCCAGCUGGCCUACGCAACGAUGCUUGAGAAUCGAGGUGAUGAAAGUGACAGCGAUGCUACAACUGAUUCAGAUGCAUCUUCAGUUGCAUCGUCGGAUGGUGAACACAAUGACAUUGCCCAAAAGCCUGGCUAUAAACGCUUGGACGCUGAUGACCUAGAAGUGGAGUUGUGUCUCAUCAACAACAAUUCCAAAGUGAUCCACUUGCUGGUCAGCGAAGAUGAGAAAUUUUGGUGUGGGCGACAUGCAUCUGCUUCCUUCCGCCGAGCUGAAGUGGACGAUCUUGCAGCAACGGAAGCGGUGAUUUGUGCAAACUGUUCACAAGCGUACAGAGUGGCCUUUCAAAACAGGGCAGUGGAGCUUGGAAUUGCCCAGGCAGAUGUGGAAGCGCUGUCAGAUAGCGGCAUCAACAGCUAUGCAACCUAUGCCUAUUGUUGUACGUUUCAACCUGGUCAAACAGAUGACACCGCCUUGACAACCUUUUUAGCUACAGUUUUGGGAAACACUCCUGAUGCAGCCGCUACAACAAGGCGUUCACUCGCCUAUGAUUUGUCAGGCAUUGCAACUUUCUCUGUGCUGGAUUUGUGGACUCAGAAGUUGUUCGAAAAGAUGAACGAGGCCCCAAUAGCCAACUAUAGGCACAUCAGCGUGGAGCAAGUGAUCAACGCUGACAAAGCGCUAUGGGUGAAGGUUUCAAACGAAACGCGUGGAAAACUUCAGCCGAAGACCGGCGCUGAGAAGCCUUUUGACGUUGCGUUCAUAAAGUUUUCAGAGCAUGCUGAAGUUUUGCAGCACCUUAGCCCUCUUCAAGGUCAUGGGGGCUAUGCACAUGAUCGUGCUCAAACGUCCCCUGCCUGCUGCCCACAAAAUCAUGUCCACGCGUCCUGGCAGCCUUUUAGAACUGAGCAAGGCAUAGCUUUUCCCACGGCGGCAGAAGCAGAAUACCCUGGUUUGUUGUGCGACAGAAUGGCUCACUGCGUUUUGCAAAUGGCCAAAAAGCUUGGAGUCACACCACAAAUUCAGCCGCGCCUGAAAGACUUGCUGAAACUCAACAUGGGACAGCAAACUGUGCGUCACCCGCCGUUGAUUCCUGAAUACAAAACCUUCGUUUUCUCUGAGUCUCCGUCGCCUGACCCAGCUUACAAAUUACUAGCUGCUCCUCUCCAACAGGGGGCAGAAAGUACUGAGCAGCUCGAGCACCAGGAAACACCGCGCAAACGGUCCAGAAGAACCUUUAAGUAUGGCGUUCGGCAUAGUCCAGAGGAAUUUCUGCACAAGGCAACCGGGGUUCAACACCCCAUGGACUGUGAGUCAGUUUCGCAUCCCAUUACAAUCGAGGCCAUAGAUAAGGUGGUCAACACAUGCCCCACCAAGUUGGCGAAGGACAGGUUGACAGCCGUCUUCAAGAUCCGUAAAAUGUCUGCCGAGUUAAGCCAAAAAGAGCGUGACUUGAAGGCCACGAUGCACCCGGAUGUCAGAAGAUGUGUGCAAACCAAAAACGUUUCUUUGUUUGAAUGCCUCCUUUUGCAAUUGGGAUACUGGGACUUGGAUGUGGUCAACCUCUUGAAGCAUGGUGUACCUCCCGUAGGACUUCAACCUGCGCCUGAAGGUUAUCAAAAACAGAUGGUGCCCGCUAGCAUGACAGAGGAUGAACUCACCAGAACUGCAAAGUGGCGCCGCCAAGCCAUCAUGACUAGCUCUAGGCGCGUGAAUCCAUCGGAAGAGAAAGCCUUGCUCGAGGCCACAACAGAAGAAGUCCAGCGGGGGUUCCUUCAGGGGCCGUAUACAGAAGAUGAGAUGACAGUGCUCAUUGGUUCUGAGGAUUGGACUCUAAAUCCCAGGUUCGUUCUCUUUCAAGGAGCCAACAAUAAGGUGCGCGUUAUCGACGAUGCAAAACAAGGUGCAGUCAAUGCCGCAUAUUCUUCAACCGUCAAACUACAACUGCAAGAUGUGGAUUACGCAGCAGCUAUGGUCAUGGAAAUAAUGCGGAUGUCUGCAGGGACGAACGCGCAGCUGCAGGAGUGGCAUGGAAAGACGUUCGAUCUGAGCAAGCUUACAAACAGCUGGCAGUGUUACCUGAUCAUCAGGAGGGAGACAAGGCAACUAGCUUUGCCCCGACCUUCGACCUUUUGGGCGUGA
Messenger RNA from Cladocopium goreaui, 3158 nucleotides. The record is from the annotation of a GenBank genome assembly. Lineage: Eukaryota; Dinophyceae; Suessiales; Symbiodiniaceae.